Molecule: messenger RNA, 2978 nt
Organism: Salarias fasciatus (jewelled blenny)
Lineage: Eukaryota; Metazoa; Chordata; Actinopteri; Blenniiformes; Blenniidae
Gene: napepld
Product: N-acyl phosphatidylethanolamine phospholipase D
Exons: 10
Coding region: 107-1429 (440 amino acids)
Biological process (GO): N-acylphosphatidylethanolamine metabolic process; N-acylethanolamine metabolic process
Cellular component (GO): cytoplasm; membrane-bounded organelle
Molecular function (GO): N-acylphosphatidylethanolamine-specific phospholipase D activity
Source: RefSeq, a predicted model, not a curated record
CUCAGACCACAGCAAGAACUUUUCUAACUUUAUGUCUUCUGGCUGCUUUGUUUUAGAACUUUUUCUUAGUAAAUAUGAGCAGAAGUGGGCAUUUUGAGCGGAAAGGAUGCUGUGUAAGCCUGUGCAGCUGCGGGUGAGGAGUUUGGUGGGUUUCCUCUGGUUGAACUCUGCUCAGGUGACCCUCAUCAGGUGGAAGAGCUCAGGGUUUGGAGGUGGUAAGGCCAUGGAGAAGCCGUCAUCCUCCGGCAGAGCGGCUCUGGAAGACCCCAAAGCCUCGAUGGAGGACGGAGGCGCCCUGCGAGGCGCUGAAGGCGGAGAGUCGGACCCUCUGACGCCCAGGAAGAGCAGCUCCUCCCGCUCCUCCAGGAAGAGCUUCCGGCUGGACUACAGGCUGGAGGAGGAAGUCACAAAGUCCUGUCGAGACAAACAUGGCCGCUGGAUCAACCCGUGGCCCACCUGGCAGUUUCCUUCCUAUCCGCUGCUACUCAGGUUCCUGCUGUUUGAUAAAAACCACAGCAAUGUGCCCACAAGCAAGGAGGUCCUGGACAGUGAGCUCCCGGUGCUGGAACCGUACUUCGUCCAGAACCCGGACCUGUCGGAGUCCGGCCCGGGGCUCAGGGUGACCUGGCUGGGCCACGCCACCGUCCUGGUGGAGAUGGACGGCGUCAACGUCCUCACAGACCCCAUCUUCAGCCAGAGGGCGUCGCCCCUGCAGUUCAUGGGGCCCAAAAGGUACCGGGGGCCCCCCUGCACCGUGGAACAGCUUCCCCGGAUCGAUGCCGUCGUCAUCAGCCACUCGCACUACGAUCACCUGGACACGGGAUCUGUGGCCAGCCUUAACGCACGCUUCGGAGGGGAGCUACGCUGGUUCGUGCCCCUGGGACUGAUGGACUGGCUGGUGAAGAUGGGCUGUGAGAACGUGAUGGAGCUGGACUGGUGGGAGGAGAACUGCGUCCCCGGCCACGACGACGUCACGUUCGUCUGCACGCCGUCCCAGCACUGGAGCAAGCGCACCGCGCUCGACGACUGCAAGUCUUUAUGGAGCAGCUGGUCCAUCCUGGGCCCCGAUCAUCGCUUCUUCUUCGCUGGCGAUACGGGUUACUGCUCCUCCUUCCAGGAGAUCGGGCGCCGCUUCGGACCGUUCGACCUGGCGGCGAUUCCUAUCGGCGCGUACCUGCCCAGGGAUGUGAUGAAGGGGCAGCAUGUAGACCCGGAGGAGGCUGUUCAGAUUCACCAGGACCUGCAGGCCAAACAGUCGCUGGCGAUACACUGGGGGACUUUCGCCCUCGCCUACGAGUAUUACCUGGAGCCGCCGGCUCGUCUGAGAGAGACGCUGGAGAAGAAAGGACUGAAGCCGGAGUCUUUCUUCACGUUGCAUCACGGCGAGUCUCGCCUCAUCGCCACGCAGGACGGAGACGUCUUCAACUGAUGAACAAUGGAGAACAAUAUGUCCGUUAGAAAAUGCAGGAAAUUGUGUUUAGUGCGUAUUAUAUUUACAGUUCACCUUAAGUUCUGUAACGCUGUUUGUAAACUGAAUGUUCACAUGGAUGGACAGCACUACCCACAGAAACAGGUUUACAGAACUGAAAAUGUGUGAAUGAGAUCAUGAGAAAGACCAAGGAAUUUUAAGAACUUACCGUAAUUUGUUAUAACUAAAAAAAAGAAAAAAAAAAUCUAGUUUUUUUUUCGUGGUACUACCUGAAAACUGCAGCUAUCAAAAGAAAACUGUACUCAGUUUGUAACCCGAAGCAGGGCUCACGCUGUGACUUUACAGGUAAUUCAAUGGUAAUUUACAUUUUUUUAUGUGCAUUUAUUUCAUUGUCAGCACAGAGGAGGAGGAACGUUCCCGCUGGAAGGAUUUUACAAGCCACAAAGAGGAGUUUCAAACGGCGUGAUGUGAAUGUCAAUCAGAAUCAGACCAGUUAAAUUCUGCAGGCCCGAGUUACACCAGUGCUCUUACGGAGAAAUGAAUGUAGGUGAAGUUUGUGUGAGUUGUGUUGUGUCUUCUUCUGUUUUUAGCAACACAAAUAAUGACGAGUCGACAGAUGCGUUUCAGUCGCUUUACUUGAGUUUUCCUGACGUGCAACGACCUGCAAAACGCAGCAGGCGCAUGACAAUGACGUCACCAACCAUUCCCAUACAAAGAUGAAAUUAGAUUUUUUUGUUCAAUACACUACAGUCAUGGCCAAAAGCUUUGAGAAUGACACAACUAUUAUUUUUCACAAAGUCUGUGGUAUUAGUUUUUGUAACUGCCGUUUGCCUAUACCCCAGAAUGUUAUGAGUAACCAGCUCAACUGUAAUUCAUUGCAAAGUCCCUCUUCACUUUGAAAAAGGACUUUAUCACUAAAAACACAUUUCCACUGCAUUUCAGCCCUGUCACAAAAGGACCAAUUAACCUAAUUUUAAUGACACACGGGUAUUUAACAUAUGAAGUGACAAAGGAGGAGAAACUCCCAACAACCCAACCCACUUCAACCCCCUGUGGCUGCCGAUGCAUUUUAGAAGAAUAGCAUCCAGACCAAAGAAUCCUUUUGGAGAUUACGCCCGGUCAGGGGGAGACACAUCUGUUUAACAUGAAACAGGACAAAUGGGAAAGAACCCCCCCCCCCCCCGUGGGUUUGCUUGGUGUCAGGAGCCCAGGGGACCGUCUGCUCAGGAGCCCACUCGUAGCUGAUAACCACUACAUGUAUGAUUAUCUCUUUGGAAAAAUCCAGCUGCAGCUCUAAACCUCCACCAGAUCAUAGCCAAAUAUGUGAGCAUUCUCUCAACAAAGGUUGACUCAGUGAAAGAGAAGCAGAAGUAAAUUUGGUAGGUUUCAGUACAGCCAGGUCAGGCGACGGCACACUACAGUGCCAUCUGAAUUUUCUAAUGUACCAAAUUAUAUAUUUCACUUGUAUAUCACUACUGAUGUUCAGUACAUCCAAAUACAGCAGUUUCUUUGCUGUUUUUUGAAAAUUCAGCCAGCCCCCUAUUUAUUU